This is a messenger RNA of Cololabis saira (Pacific saury), 2539 nucleotides long. It is a transcript of the gene klhdc3l, whose product is annotated as leucine-zipper-like transcriptional regulator 1 homolog. Gene Ontology annotation, molecular function: protein binding. The transcript is spliced from 8 exons. The coding region runs from base 122 to 1411 and encodes 429 amino acids. Gene Ontology annotation, cellular component: Golgi apparatus. NCBI's taxonomy places the organism in Eukaryota, Metazoa, Chordata, Actinopteri, Beloniformes, Belonidae. The record is from RefSeq and is a predicted model, not a curated record.
CCUUGAACGUUACAGAAGUGCAUGUUGCAGAGCAUACCGGAGCUUUACUGAACAAACAGCUGCACAACAGACGUCUGGAGCGAAACACGACAUGGUCUGCUGAGAUGGAGGUGAGGUGGCCAUGAGUGAGAACAACCCCUGUCUGUGGUCGCAGCUCCCUCAGAGCGGCCGGGCCCCAGGCGAUCGCUACAAACACGCCUGCUGCAGCUACGAAGGAUGCGUGUUCAUGCUGGGAGGACGAGACAGCAGCUCCCGGAGGGACUUCUGGAGGUACAGUGUCGUUUGUAAUGAAUGGACGGAGUUGACCUGCAGCAGCGAAGCUGCACCAGAGGAGCUGGAGCAGCACACUAUGGUGGCUCAUGAGGGGUUCCUGUAUGUGUUUGGAGGCAUGUUGGAUUCUGCGUACACCCAGUGCAGAUGUGCCCUCUGGGUGUUCGACAUCGCCAAGCAGAAGUGGGUUCCCUGCCAGGGGAAGACGAGCCCUCAGCUGCUGAUGCCCACCAACAGAAAAGGCCACAGUGCUGUGGUGCUCGGCUCUGCCAUGCUGGUGUACGGCGGCUUUGUAGACAUCAAAGGACCCUCGCAGGAAUUCUGGACUCUGAACUUUGACUCUAUGACUUGGUCCCUCCUCAGCGGCCCUCAGCGGGGCUCCUCUGGCCCCGGGCCCCGACACGGCCACUCUUCAGCCGUCUACCAGAGCUGCAUGUACGUUUUUGGUGGGUUGAAGGGUCUGCGGGAGCAGAGAGACUUCUGGAAGUGGAGUUGCAGCAACCACACGUGGACGUCGCUGAGAAACAAGUCUGGACCUCCAAGGCUGGUGGGCCACUCGGCCGUCACCUACAAAGACAGCAUGCUGGUCUUCGGAGGCGGUGAGAGCCAGAACUCUCCAAACUGCUGCUUAUGGAGAUACUGUUUCAGCUCUCAGACCUGGACCAAGGUCGCCGCGCUCCCAGGCUCCUCCCCUCCAGACAAAAUUCACCACUGCUGCGCAGGGCUGGGUCCCAGCUACACGUCCAGCACCGACGGACCCUGUUCUGGUCCGGGACUCCAGACCGAGGCACUGGACAGGAAAUCCAAGGCCUUUAACAACAAGUGCUACCCUGCACCACAGACUUUUCUGGGCUCAGAAGGCGCAAUAGAGCUGGAGACGUUCAGCCCAGACAAGAGCUACAGACACAGGAACCGCCCUUCAGAACCGGACCACAGGAGUGACCCGAAGCUGAUGGGAAGCUGCCUGACGUUUGAGAACAAAGGUUUCAGGAAGCAGCUGAGCUUGACGGGGGAGCUGAUGGAUGGGGAGGAUGGAGAUAUCAGCGAUCAUCUGCCUGAUCUGAUGCUGGUGUUGGGGGGGAGACCGCACUCCAGACACAGUCCCAUCUCCACCUGGCAGAUGACCCUGACGGACUCGUAGCACUUUGUAACCAAUACACCCCACGCGUAUCAGUGCAGAAACAAGUGUGUUAAAAGGGUUUCUGACAGCCUGUAAAUAAGAAAAUACUCAUUUAUUUUGAUACUUUUCUAAAUUCAUGAUGUUUUCAUGUGAAUUUAUACAUUUCACACCUUUUUGAAGGACGCAAGUAUUUGUAAGUAAUGAUGCACAGUCAUUGAAAUGAAAUAUCAAAUCAUCUGAUCCCAGCAGGUCUUAAUAUUAGAUGAUCAACAGGCUUGAUUGGUUUAUACAGUAUGUCAUCGCUCUCAUGCACAUGUGCUGCUGCGUUUGGAACCACUUCCUGUUGAAAACGAGCCCAAACCAUGACUCCUCCACCACCGUGCUUGGCAGUGGGUCUGAGGAGUUUCUGCUGAGCUGCUGUAUUUGAUUUUCUCCAAACAGUGUUAUGGACCAAACAUCUCCCCUCUGGUCUAAUCUGUCCAGAGGAAGAGAAACACUUCAUACCCCUGUGAGGCGCAGUGGUGGAGGGCUGAGGGUUUGGACGUCAUCCAUCAGUCAUUAACAUACCUGCUGAGGCCUGGAGGCUCUAAGAUGGUUUUCUUUUUGAGCUUUGCCUUUACUGAGACGUCCACUCCUGGAAGACAACUUUCUGGAGUGUUUUCUUCCUCGCUGCAGAACGUUGAUCUCGGAAUCGCUAAGAAACACCUUUAUGACCCCGUCUAAACUAACAUGUAGUUACAGUUUGCUGAUGUCUUUCCCUCUUGGGAUUGGCAAAAUAAACACAGGAUGAAAAAUGAGUGGGUACUAACUUCUGUACUCACUGUAUUUAAAGAACACUUGAACAUCCAUUUUACACAGAUGGACGUAUAGAAACAUCUGAACUGCUACUUUCAUUUACUGUCACCUGCCAGGUCGGAUACUCCUCCCAGAACCAAACUGAUGUGAAACCCGGCGGGACUUAAAAUGAUCCGCGCACAAUUUUAAUACCAAUAAAUAAAGAUUGUGAGUGAGUCAGAAGGUUCAGAGUUGUUUUCUGCGGCAGGUUGCUGGUUCAAGUCCAUGUUUUAGUUUCCUUGGCUAAAACUUGAACCGUACUGGUACAGUUCUUAUUCUGUAAAAGCAUUAAAGUGGUCAGCAAGACCAGAAGAA